AUGGCGCCUGCGAGGAGUGAGGCCGCGCCACAUGAUACAAGCAAUAAUGUUCAUCCAACUAUUCCUCCGCCUGCAGGACCCCAUCCCUCUUACAUCCAGGUUGCGAAGCCCUAUGUCUUUGAGCGGACUGUCCAUGAAUGUAUAGCAGCCACUGGCGUUGACCAGCUCAGGGAAGACAACAUUCGACUCCAGGGCAUCACCUGGAUCGAUAAUGUCCGGAAAGCUCUUCAUCUACCAGUCCGCACUUUCAACACUGCGGCUAUUUAUUAUCAUAAAUUCAGGCUUGUACACCCGGAAAGCGAGUACAACUAUCUCGAUGCGGCAGCAGCAGCGCUCUUUAUUGCGUGUAAGAUUGAGGACACUCUCAAGAAAUCGCGUGAUAUCCUCUGCUCAGCGUAUAAUCUCAAGCUUCCGCCAGCAGAACACCUCUCUGCAGAUGAUCCGUUGUUUGAAUCCCAUUCACGCGGGAUAAUUGGCCUGGAACGGCUUAUGCUAGAGUCAUCGGGAUUUGACUUUCGCAACCGCCAUCCCCAAAAGCCACUUAUAAAACUAAUAAAGCAUUUUAAUUUUGACAAGAAUUCGAAAACGUCGCGAGUCGCGUAUGGCAUGAGUCUUGACCUUUACAGAACCUUUGCUCCUCUAAAACAGACUUCAGCAACUAUGGCCUUUGCAUGUCUGGAGCUGGCGGGUCGGCUUCUCAACGACCGCCAUGAACGCGUCGAGUCCGGGAGGGUAUAUAGACUCUGGCUAACCUCUCGCGAAGAAAUAAUGGAGACGAUGCUCGACUUACUCGAACUCUACACGCAUAAUCGCAGCUUAACCUCCAUUGGUCCUGAUUUUCCCCUCGACCUCUUCCUCAAUAUUCGAAUCCCGCUCAAUCAAGAGGCAGAUUCUAAGAAGUUCCCUCGCUUCACCUAUUGGGAGUCCAAAAAGUCGAGCACCAACGGUGUCAAAACAUCGAACGGGGCGAAAUAUAACGGCGACGGUCCCAAGACCGGACGUCUGGCAAACCCUCUAACUCCCAUGGCGGCUCACGAAUCACGAAGCAAGGCAGGUGAACGAGGUCGCGAAGGCACCAUUCGAUUCAUGCUCUAUCCUGAACAAGCGAAGGCGGAACGGGAAACUGUUGCGGCAUACUUCAAGGUGGAGAUGGAGGAGUAUGAGGAGGACGAAUAG
Histoplasma capsulatum G186AR is the source of this 1176-nucleotide messenger RNA. RefSeq names its product C-type cyclin. Gene Ontology annotation, molecular function: cyclin-dependent protein serine/threonine kinase activator activity. Gene Ontology annotation, cellular component: nucleus; cyclin/CDK positive transcription elongation factor complex. NCBI's taxonomy places the organism in Eukaryota, Fungi, Ascomycota, Eurotiomycetes, Onygenales, Ajellomycetaceae. The transcript has 5 exons. The record is from RefSeq and is a predicted model, not a curated record. Gene Ontology annotation, biological process: regulation of transcription by RNA polymerase II; positive regulation of DNA-templated transcription, elongation. Bases 1 to 1176 code for a protein of 391 amino acids.